GAGUCAAGUGAACAGGGUGAGCAGAGCAUGCGGAGAAAGUGAGGUUAAGCUAAGUUAGGUUAGAUUAGAUCGUGUGCUCUGUCUCAGAAGGAAUUGACAUCUGUAAGAAGUAGGAUAAGAAAAAUCUUCAACGAUGUCAACGAAAGAUACAAACGGAACGUCUAAAAUUACGGACAAGAUUGCGGAUAUGGAAAUUGAGGAGACGAGCGGCAAGAAAUUAACGCACAAGGAAAAGAAGAAGCUGAAGAAACAGCAGGAAUAUGAAAGAACGAUGGAGAUGCUGACAAAAACAGGUGGUCAAGGUCACAGUGAGCUGGAGACCAACUUCACGGUCUCGCAGAGUCAGACGCAACAACGUGGCAAUCAACAGCUGGACAAUGCGGUCGACAUCAAAGUUGAUAACUUCAGCAUAGCAGCCAAGGGCAAGGAGCUCUUCACCAAUGCUAGUCUGCUGAUUGCGCAAGGUAGACGUUAUGGUCUCGUCGGACCUAACGGUCAUGGCAAAACUACCUUGCUUCGUCAUAUAGCCAACAGAGCCUUCAAUAUCCCACCUACUAUAGAUGUUUUAUACUGUGAACAAGAAGUUAUAGCUGAUGAUACUCCUGCUGUUGAAGUUGUACUCAGUGCCGAUGUGAAAUGUAGAGAACUUCAGGCAGAAUGUAAAAAGCUAGAGGAACUGACAGAGCAAGGGGAUACUACUGUACAAAAUAGACUUCAAGAGGUUUAUGAAGAGUUAAAAGCUAUCGGCGCGGAUUCGGCAGAGCCGCGAGCCAGGAGGAUUUUAGCUGGUUUGGGUUUUAGUCGAUCAAUGCAAGACCGCGCGACAAAAAAUUUUUCCGGUGGCUGGCGAAUGCGCGUUUCGCUCGCCAGGGCGCUCUUUCUUGAGCCCACGUUGUUACUGUUAGACGAACCUACGAAUCACCUGGAUCUGAACGCGGUAAUUUGGCUGGAUAAUUACUUGCAAGGCUGGAAGAAGACACUGCUGAUCGUGUCGCACGACCAAAGUUUCUUGGAUAACGUGUGUACGGACGUGAUACAUCUGGAUCAGCAAAAGCUCUUCUAUUAUAAGGGUAACUACAGCAUGUUCAAGAAAAUGUACGAACAGAAGCGAAAAGAGAUGAUAAAGGCGUACGAGAAGCAAGAAAAACGGUUGAAGGACCUCAAAGCCUCUGGCCAGAGCAAGAAACAGGCUGAAAAGAAACAGAAGGAGGCGCUUACUAGGAAGCAAGAAAAGAAUCGAACAAAGAUGCAGAAACAAGAGGAAGACACCGGGCCUCAGGAACUGCUACAGAGACCAAAGGAAUAUGUGGUGAAGUUUAGCUUUCCAGACCCGCCGCCGCUUCAACCUCCAAUUCUCGGUCUUCAAAACGUAACUUUCGCGUACGAAGGACAAAAACCGUUGUUCAUUAACGCGGAUUUCGGUAUAGAUCUGAGCUCUCGGAUAGCUAUAGUGGGUCCUAACGGCGUCGGCAAAUCUACGUUCUUAAAAUUGUUAAUGAGUGAUCUUACGUCUCAGAAGGGAGAAGUUACGAAGAACCACCGGCUGAGGAUAGGAAGGUUCGACCAACAUUCAGGCGAACAUUUGACUGCGGAGGAAACGCCGACCGAAUAUCUCAUGCGGCUGUUUGAUCUUCCGUAUGAGAAAGCACGCAAGCAGCUGGGUACCUUUGGUCUCAGCUCCCACGCACAUACUAUCAAGAUGAAGGACCUAUCGGGUGGGCAAAAAGCGCGCGUAGCGCUGGCCGAGUUGUGCCUGAACGCACCGGACGUGGUGAUCCUGGACGAGCCGACCAACAAUCUGGACAUCGAAUCCAUCGACGCGCUCGCCGACGCCAUCAACGACUACAAAGGUGGCGUCAUUAUCGUUUCUCACGACGAACGGUUGAUCCGCGACACCGAGUGCUGCCUUUAUGUAAUCGAGAACCAGCAGAUCAACGCGAUCGACGGUGACUUCGACGACUACAGGAAAGAAUUGUUAGAGAGCCUGGGCGAGGUCAUCAACAAUCCUAGUAUAGCUGCGAACGCAGCUGUUUUACAAUGAUCGUAGACCAAUUAGAUUGCAAUCGACUUCUUUCAAUGUGGUUAAAACUCGAUCGCGUUUGUCUUGGCGAAGACAACGAACUUGUGCAUCCCGACGCAAUCAGAGCCGAAUUUUGUAUUAUAGAGAUAUCUCGAUCGGGUAAAAACAAACCUAACCUAGGUAAAAACAAAUUACUAGACAAAGUCGGUAGGGAAUUGUCUUCGCUGAUCCGUUCAGUUAAUAAAUUGGCAAUGAUUGAUAUCGAUCGCUUGAUUACAUUAGUUCCUACUGUUAAAUAGGAACUCGUGAAUUCGGCAAAGUAUUACGUUAAAAUAUAUCUCAAAGCAACUUUUAUUUUAUUAAUACAGCGGAAAUAGGAAAUGUUCAAACGGCUAAUAAAAAAUGCGCAAUCGUUUUAUUAAA
Messenger RNA from Harpegnathos saltator (Jerdon's jumping ant), 2443 nucleotides. RefSeq names its product ATP-binding cassette sub-family F member 1. The record is from RefSeq and is a predicted model, not a curated record. The coding region runs from base 134 to 2041 and encodes 635 amino acids. Lineage: Eukaryota; Metazoa; Arthropoda; Insecta; Hymenoptera; Formicidae. The transcript is spliced from 5 exons. Gene Ontology annotation, molecular function: ATP hydrolysis activity; ATP binding.